This is a messenger RNA of Trichoderma harzianum CBS 226.95, 1914 nucleotides long. RefSeq lists its product as hypothetical. The record is from RefSeq and is a predicted model, not a curated record. The coding region runs from base 1 to 1902 and encodes 633 amino acids. The transcript has 4 exons. NCBI's taxonomy places the organism in Eukaryota, Fungi, Ascomycota, Sordariomycetes, Hypocreales, Hypocreaceae.
AUGCUGCCAGAGUGGGCAGCCCAUCGCGCUAUGGGGACGAUGGUGGCGAUGCUGCUCCUGUCGGGAAAGCCGCCGCCAAGUUCCGUAUAUUUCAGCCGUUUUGGUGGCGGAUUAACUGGACAACAAGUUAACUUGGCCGUCGGCUCUGUAUUUGCCUUCCUUGUCAACUCUGCUCUUGGUGCUGUGAUAACCACUGCGGCGGAUCAGGCGCUGUGGGCAACGAUUCGGACAAAACCAUUGAAGCUGGGCACCAUUGAUAACUUGGCGACCGUAACAACCGGAAUCUGGAGUGUAUUUGACUUCCGAUUGUGGAGAGAUAGCCCGAUUAGGAUGUUUGUGGUUACUAUCUUAUGGCUCAUAUCCAUUACGUCUUUCAUAACACCGGCCACUCUUAACGUAGGAUGGUCAGCAACAACGUUCACGUCCUUAAUGAGAGUCCCACAGAUCGAUUUUACCAGUUUGAACUUUGCCAACAUACAAUCACAGCCAGGUCUCUCGCCUGUGUAUGAUUACAGCAAUCCCCAAUAUGCUGUCUUACAAACAGUGACGGGAAGCACGACAGGAGGUUAUGUCUUGCCAAUACCCUCACCAUACGAAAAUGCUACAUGGGUGCUGAAAUUUCCCGGGCCGGCUCUGUCGUGCGGAAACAUUAACGAAGCAUCGGCUUCAUAUCGUAACAUCUCCGAUAACAUCCUCAACGCAACGACUGCGGGGGCAGAGGGCUGCGUGCGGUCCUUCGGCUACCUCUCUUGGGUGCCGACUAUCCCCUAUAACAAUUCCGGAGCCAUCAGCUCGCUACCGUUCCCGAGCCUCUUUAAUAUCUCGGGGAGCAAAUUGAGUAACGUUGUAUAUGAACCGCCGUCACUGCUGCUCGGGCCGCUAAACGGGGACGCUGAAGUAUUAGAACUCUAUAUCGCAGCCAUACCGAGUAUGAAUCAGGAUGUCACUUGCCAAAGGCAGCUACCUAAUAUGACUAUUACGAGUUGUUAUAUGUAUAAUACCUCAUACAUAGCGAACUUUACAUACGUCAACAACAUUCAGAGCGUAAACAUUACAACGCAAGGCUCGUUCAAUAACGUCUCGGCAACGGAAACCAUUGCAGGUGUAGCUCCGCUCGAAAUUGACCAGACCCCUCACAAUCCGCCCAUGUACAAUGUACAAGGGGUAGAGAAUUAUGCUUAUGAGGCUGUAAUGGACGCCUUUGGGCGAAUGUUUGUGGGAGCUAUAGUUCGUGACUUUGACGGCGAUCCGUAUGGGAGUACGGCGGGGGUAACAAUUACUGCCAAUAUGGCCUCAACACCACUCCUACAAACGAAAGAAUUCAACUUCUUGCAGCCUCUUACUGCGAUAGGCAGCAUAGUGUCACUGAAAGGGCUGAUUGCUGAUACAACUCGUCUGUGGAAUGGCCAUUCUAUCGAAGAAGCAGCCAACUCGACCAUCCCUAUGGCCAGGGUGAUGGAGGAGCUAUUCCGCAAUGCAACUGUAUCCCUAAUGAGCAAUUCUUUGCUACAGCCCAAUUAUUCUUCCCCAUAUGCACCACCUGAUGUGCCCAUGACCCAGACACACUAUGCUUUGAUUUACUCAUAUGCAGCCAAUACUCUCUGGCUUGCGUAUGGAAUUGCCCUUGGUAUGACUCUUCUCAGUAUCUUAUUAGGAGUUACCUCUAUAUACCAUAAUAGUGGUUUCUCAUACAUGUCUAAAUUUUCCACGAUACUUCGAGUCGCCCACUGCAUCGAUCUGUCAGAUGCCAUACAACCUGAAGAUAAGGAUGGGAAAGAUCCAACGCCACGAUACAUUAAGAAUUUGACGGUUUCAUUUCCGCCAACUGGAGAUACAGUGCGUUAUAGAAGAGCUAAGAAAGAUUCUGAGGGAGAGCAACUGCGGCAGAUGGAGGAGAAUUAGACGCGGAUGGCG